Sinocyclocheilus rhinocerous is the source of this 1783-nucleotide messenger RNA. Its product is annotated as NF-kappa-B inhibitor zeta-like. The transcript is spliced from 5 exons. The record is from RefSeq and is a predicted model, not a curated record. Gene Ontology annotation, biological process: regulation of gene expression. Lineage: Eukaryota; Metazoa; Chordata; Actinopteri; Cypriniformes; Cyprinidae. Gene Ontology annotation, molecular function: protein binding. Bases 256 to 771 code for a protein of 171 amino acids. Gene Ontology annotation, cellular component: nucleus.
GGAAAACAAAAUGCCUGUGUUUCUAUCAGCCAUUAACUGUUGACAGAUCAUGGUACGCAACCAUCUCUGCAGUCGUUAAUGCUGCCACUCUUGGCUUUCAUAUAGAAUCCCUCCCUUCUCCCAGAAUGCCACAGUGUAGUACAUGUUGAGAUCUGUUUUCAUGCUAGAGCUUUCUUGGGACUUGUAAGUACCAAACUCCCUGUUUCCCUUCAGGCCAUCCAGAAAUCCAUCCAGACUAGUGGGCGACAAGUCAACAUGGAGGUGGUCAACUAUGAUGGACUUACGCCUCUCCAUGUUGCAGUCCUGUCCCACAAUGCUGUAGUGCAGGAGCUGUGCUGUCACGGGACGCCCCCCUCUGCUCAGAAUCUGGCUCUGCUGCAGAAGAGGAAGCUGCUUGGGGAGUGUAUCAGCACUUUGUUGCUCAUGGGCGCGUCGCUGGAAAUGAAGGAUCGCAAAAGUGGCCGCACCGCUCUGCAUAUGGCUGCUGAAGAGGCUAACGUUGAGCUUCUGCGCCUUUUUCUGGAUCAGACCAACUACUUCUCUAUUAUAAACGCAAAGGCAUACAGUGGGAACACAGCGCUGCACAUGGCCAGCGCUCUGCAAGGCCGCCAGGCUCAAGUGGAUGCGGUUCGAUUACUGCUGAGACGAGGAGCCGAUCCCAGUGCCAAGAACCUGGAGAAUGAGCAACCGGCCCAACUAGUGCCCGACAGUCCGCUGGGAGACCAGGUGCGUCGGAUCCUGAAAGGUAAAGGAGCACAGUCCCGCUCAUGAGCGACCGUCCCAUUCUUCCCUUCAGAAUCGCUGUCAGUCAGGCAGUCUGUGUGUACAGAUUCAUUUGCCACUUCGGGCAGAUGUCGGUUGUUUCUGUGAAACAGUUUUAUCAUUGUUCACUACUGAGUAGUAGAUGGUAAAGGAAAGUGAGAGCAACAGUUCAGAGAAGCUACCUGGCAUUAGAAGAGGAAUCCAGUGUUAUGAGGAAGUUCAGGAAGGAUUAUUUAGAAAGUAAUGAUAAAUGAAAGACAGCGUUAAAGAGAAAGAAAAUGAAGUCAUGCUGUCAUCCAGAUUCACUGGAUUGAACAGUGAAUCUUCUCUUGUUCAGUAGCAGAUCUGAAGUGUUGCAUUUGGCUCUGGUGUGUAAAAAGGUUGUAAACUAUAAUCUCUAAACAACGUAACUACAUCCGUAUUGUUGUUAUUAUUAUUACUCUUAUGUGUGUUUUGUCAGAAGGUUUGCACGUUAAACAUGAUCAACAGUCUUUACCUGAGAUGGUAAUCAGUAACUUUAAACCUGUUAAACCAGAACGUCCCUGAUUGUUGGCUUAAGGCGUGUUUCAGCAUGUUAUUUUGGGACUUUCUUCCAUCAAUAAUUAACUUUUCGUGCGGUCAUGUGACUCUCUAGAAGUCGUUUUAUUAUCCUGGAUUAUUAUUCUGAUUUUUAUUAUUCUUUUUCUAUUGUAACUUCUAUUCUCAGAAUCAACAGUAAAACCCACAUAAAAAUAGGGUUAAAGGUGUUUAUUUAUGAAGACAGAAAGAGACUGUUUUAGUGCAUUAUAAUAGCUCAUAUUAAACAUAUCUGAAUGAUAUUGCUGAUGUAUAUGUUUUUGUGGUGAUGGGAUAAGUAUAUAUUGUUAUUUUGUAAUUUUGUAUAUAUAUUAUGUAAUUCAGCAUUAUCUUUCCAUUGUGCUUCAGUAGUGGGUUAGUGUUUGCUUUGCAGGUCACUUGAUAUUCUGUGAGUUUGAAUUGCCAGCUGUAAUUCAGUCUUAAAUAAAGUUUCCUUUUUAGUGUC